Bactrocera oleae (olive fruit fly) is the source of this 4009-nucleotide messenger RNA. Lineage: Eukaryota; Metazoa; Arthropoda; Insecta; Diptera; Tephritidae. The record is from RefSeq and is a predicted model, not a curated record.
GCCAAUUUAGUCUGCGUUUGAGCAGCACUGCGAACGGUUAACAAAAUUUUUAAACGCAUUGAAAGUGGCCCUUUAUUCGGUGGAUUGCAAAAUAAGGAAAAGAUUCACAAAUUGUCUUUUUUGUGUAAUAAAAGUUAAUAGAAUUAUUAAUAGGUAACUAAAAAUAAAAUUAAAGAAAAUAAUAAUUGUUGACGGCGUAUUGAAGUGUUGGAAAUAAAUGCUUAUAAAAACAACAAUAACAAAAGUGCAAUAACAAGUCAAGUGAAACGAAACGCUGUGCAAAACACAACAACAACAACAACAACAGGAAGAUAUUUAUUACAAGUAAGGCAAACCAAACCGAACCAAGCAACAACAAAAAAAGACUUAAGCAACGAACUUGGAUUUGAAAUAAAAUUUGUAGAGUACUGCCACAUUGGUACAAUUUCAAAAACAAAACUACAGACAUGAAAAAAGCCCGGCGAUGGCUGCUCAUAACGGCAUCUCUGUUAAUGCUAGUGACAGACAUAGCAGCAGUGGCGCCUUUUAAAAAAGUUUCAAUUGCCACAACAACUGCCUCGACGACAACGAAAACAACAACAGCUACAAAUGAAGCGCCGAGCAGUGAAGCCACAUCUGAUACUUCGGCGUCAGGUCCAACGAAAAACUCCAAGUUAACUGGCAUUCCACAAAUCGAUUAUAUCUGGGAUCCAAAUUUACCACGCGAAUUGCGUGGUUACAAUCUUUCGAGCUACCCAUUCUUCUCAACUGUGCCGCCAGAAGAUGAUAUUCACUUCAAAUGCGAUGGUCUGCAUGAUGGAUUCUACGCUUCCAUUGAACAUAAGUGUCAGGUAUAUCAUCACUGUGUUUAUGGUAUCAGGCAUGAUUUUCUCUGCGCCAAUUUUACAGCAUUCGAUCAGCGGACAUUUAUCUGUCACUUUGUGUCUGAUGUCGACUGUGAAGGUUCGAAGAAUUAUUGGAAUAGAAAUGAUGAUCUCUACAUGGCAACAACGCCAAAAACGACGACAACAAGCAGUACGGAGGCACCACCACCAACACCACGUAGACGGUUGGUAAGACCUUUGCGGCCGUUACGACGUCCCGUGAAUCGUCGGCCGGUUGAUGAUUAUUACUAUGAUGAGGAGGAAGAACCGGCGGCAGUGUAUGAAGAUGAUUAUUAUGAAGAACGUUUGAAUCGUCGGCGCAAGCCACGACCACGACAGCGAAAACCAGUCACAGAUUAUGAAGAAGAUUACAGCGACGAUAAACCAAGGCGUCAUAAUUCGCGCGAUCGUUUUCGCGAUGAGGAGGAAUUGGAAGUGGAUUACGAUACUGAUCGUCGCAAAUAUGAUAGGACCAAUACACGAAACAAAGCGUCAGAUAGACGAAAAAUUGGUGGUCGUAAGUCUACGACAGGCGGGGGUCGUUUAGGUGGCGACGAGCGCCGCAGUUUAAGUGAAGAUCGUGCACAGCCAGGACGGAAGGAUAAAUCGCGCAUUACGCCAUCAGCAGAUCCAGUUGAUGCGGCAGAUCCCCCACCGCGUCGUCUAAAUGGUCGACGUAGAAGUAAUGAGAAGCGUGCAUCGGCAGCAAACAGCGAUGACUUGGAUGAUUUCGAAAAGCGACCAGCCAAUGCACCCGAUCAGGAGGAGGCUGCCGAAGAAGAAGCGCCUCCUAAAGUAAAAACGACACCGAAACCAUUGGAAGAAUUUAUCACACCGAAGGCUAGUAGUAGUUCCGUUUACGCACGACCACGAGCACCUCCACGCAUAGCGCGUCCGGUGCCGCUGAAUGAGAAGAAAAAGUUUCAAUAUCCCAUACAGAAAACUGGAACGACUCCUAGUCCCGAAGCUACACACGCAAGCGCAGAUGACUACUAUGAGGACGAAGUCUACGAUGAUGUACGUCCACAACGUGUACCACCGCGUAGACGUGUUGUAGAUAGCAAAUUAGAUGAAGAAGUAGAAGCACCCAAUUCGAAGAGACGUAAUCAUAAUGAUACACCUCUAAUAAAGAAGCCUUCGCGUACAACGAUUCGUCGACCAACAACUGAGAAAAAACAUGUGUCCACUACAGAUGAAGAAUACUACGAAAGUGGUGUUGGCGCAUCUGAUGAACCUGUCGACAGUCAUACCAGCAACCGGAAGCGUCCUUUUAGCACGAGAAAUCGCAGUUCUUUUGGUCCCGCCAUUGGUCGUGGUGCUGAAGAUGUCGACUUUGUCGAUGAUGACUACGAAGAGCGGCCACUGCGGCCGACGCAUCGGUUAAGGCCAAAGGCAGCCGCACGCAAAGGUACCAAAAAACCGCGACGUCCAAUAGAAGAAGAAGAUGUUUACGAGGACGAGCCCGAACCCGAACCACUGCAACGAAAUCGCGUAAGUGUAAAUCGCGCUCGUAUUGGAAGUAACGCACGUUUGCGACAAACCACAACUAGUACGACAACAGCGGCACCAAUCGAAGAUGCCGCAUCUGACAUCGAAUUAGAAGAGGAGGAGGAGGAACCAUCGGCGCCCGCUACAUUGAGCAAAGGUUCCGGUCACUCACCCUCGGGACGCACUGCAACGGUACGUGUUGUUAAGCGUCCAUUUUUACCAUCGCGCGGUGGUAGUCCAUACCUGCCACGUGGCCUACAACCGGUUGGUGUGGCUCUGAAGCCACUCAGCUCGCACACAACGGAUACUAGUCCCAUCGAUAUGGGUUCUACAAUCUCGGGGGUUCGUCUACUUGAACAUGGUGCGCCGAUAUUGCGAGACUCGGGUAGUGCUUCAGGGACCACGCUAAUUAAUUCUCAUUUACAUGACUCAAACGGAUACGAACGCGAACGGGAACGUGAACGUGAACAUGAACGAGAUAGAGAGCUACAUAUAACGCAAACGCAUCGUACUACAUUGCCACCGCGUAGCGCAUUGCCGGCAUCGCAGGUGCGACCAGAGCCUCAACCUAAAAUUACAUUAGAUGAGCUCUACGAAACCGACUAUGACGUCACGUUGAAUGACGCACUCAAUCCGACGCUUAAACCGCUUUCGCCGCAACACAGCAAUCAUGCGACGAUUCACAAUGGCGCUUUUGAGCAUGCAUUCGCAUCGGAGACGGGCGUCGGUACAUUUGUCAAUAACAAUAAGUCACCCACACUCUAUCACAAUAACAAUAACAAUAAUCAAUAUCAGCAACAACAACAACAACAACAAUACCAACAACAUAAACAUCAACAACUAAAUGGUUAUCAAACUAAAUCACAAAUCACUCCAUCGCUUAGUCAACCACAAACCCAUUUUGAACCACAACAAAAUUCCAAAUCAUUACAAACUCAAAUUCAUCAUCAAACCGAACAUUUACAUGUACAACAACAACAACAGCAACAACAAACUAGACAACAAUUACCACAGCAACAACAAAGUGCCUAUAAUGACUACAAUAGUGACGAUUCGUAUUUCUCAUCAACAGAUAUCCGAAGGCGCGCGGUCGUUGCAGCGCCACAGCCGUAUUCCAGCCGAACGGACUACAGGGGCGUCGGCAUGAGAAUAGCCCAACAUUUCUAUGAUGAUUUGGAAUACUAAAGGUCUCUCUAGAAAUGUAUAUAAGUGUAUUUAAUGACAGCCACACUAUACAGCACCACGCACACAAAACUCACAGCACACGCCCAACGACUUGAUAACUAAAAAUCUUAUAUGAAAAUGUUCACACGUAUCGUUUAUUCCUUGGGAUGUUAUGAAAAAUACUUGUACUCCGCGAAUAUCUGCAUAUCUACAUUUUGGAACGCGAAAUUAAAGCCGUUGGCAGAGCAUAACGGAAGUUAGUUACCCACAGGAUAUAAUAUGAUGCUGAAAAUAUGCGGCGUUGCUAGUAGGAGCAUCAAAUAUAAUAUAUAUAUAAAUACAUACAUAUGUAUGUGUGCGGUAAUAAGUUUUAGCUGAUUGUGUGUGUAAACUAAGCUUAAAAUUUAUAAAUAAUUAAAUACUCAAUUUUCGUGAUAGCAAAGACAGAAUUCUAUAAAGUUUUGUCACAUAAAAUACAUACAAACAUAAUUAAA